Messenger RNA from Scedosporium apiospermum, 1491 nucleotides. RefSeq lists its product as uncharacterized. Gene Ontology annotation, molecular function: oxidoreductase activity; zinc ion binding. The record is from RefSeq and is a predicted model, not a curated record. NCBI's taxonomy places the organism in Eukaryota, Fungi, Ascomycota, Sordariomycetes, Microascales, Microascaceae. Bases 1 to 1491 code for a protein of 496 amino acids. The transcript is spliced from 8 exons.
AUGGCUACCGAUAUUCCGAAGCAAGGAUGGGGUGCUGUCGUCGUCAACGAGGGCCCGGACUUUACUAUUGAAGUUCAGAAACUCGAUGUUCCAGAGCCGAAGGAUGAUGAGCUCCUCGUCCGGCUCAACGUCACCGGCCUAUGCAUGUCCGACGUCCACUACAUGUUAAACGACUGGGGCCUACCCAAAAUGUCAGCAAGCGGCGUGAAGUGCGCGGGCCACGAGGGCGCUGGCGUCGUCGUCAAGGUCGGUGCGAAAUGCGGGGACGCGUGGAAGGUCGGAGACCGCGUGGGCAUCAAGCCGCUGCUCGACGUCUGCCACAACUGCGAGCAAUGCUGGAAUGGCCGCGAGAAUUACUGCGCCAAGGGAAACCUGACAGGCCUCACGUCGCCCGGCACGUAUCAGCAGUAUAUGGUUACGCCGGCCAUCUACACUAGUCGAAUCCCCGAUGGAGUGCCCGAUGAGGUUGCUGGGCCGAUCAUGUGCUCUGCGUCGACCAUGCACCGCGCCCUUAUUGAUUCCGGCUUGAAGGCUGGCGAUUGGGUUGUAUUCCCAGGUGGUGGUGGCGGCGUCGGCGUCCAAGGAGUCCAACUUGCAAGGGCCAUGGGAAUGCGGCCGAUUGCAAUUGAUAGCGGGGAAGCUAAGAAAACCUUGUGCCUUAGCAUGGGCGCCGAAGCCUUCGUCGACUUUACAGCGACUAAGGAUGUUACUGCUGAGGUCAUUAGGAUAGCUGAUGGAGUCGGUGCACACGACUCCAUAAGCUUCGUCGGCAACAGAAUAGGUGCAAAGAUAAUGUGCAUUGCUCUCCCUCCGGCCGGCAUCGUCCAGCUCGGCGCCGAGCCGAGUACUUUUGUGUUCAAGAACCUGCACAUUAUUGGCACGCUGGUAGGCACAAUGCAGGAUACUGCGGCUUGCCUCGAUUAUGCCCAGCGCGGGUUGCUGAAGGGAAUCUCUGAAGAAAAUGACCACUUCAACGACAGUCACCUGCAAGAGCGGGAGCGUGCCGAACAGCGCGGCGAGCCGACCAAAUGCUACUACCCGAAGUGUAGGGACCCGGAGUGUAGGGACAUGAAGUUUGAGCACUUGGGCCAUUUCCGGAACAUGUCCAAUGAGGGCAACCUCACCGAGAACCUCUAUGAGUCCCAGGGAACGCAGCCAGACAUGAUGGUUCAGUUUUGCUCUCUCCACAACCACUGCUCAAACUGCGCUGUAUCCAAGCCCUUCGCUACCAUGAUCCGCUGGCUUCAACGCAAGAGACUUCGCCCUCUGCGUCUCAGGGCUAUCCUCACCCUCGCAGAUGACCCUAACUUUCUCCAACUCAUCGGGCGGUAUGCGUCGAACUACGAGAAGAGGCUUCUCACAAAGGAUCCGAGUGCCUUCGGAAAUGUUGAAACAGGCGACCAGGCCUCUGCCUUUCCCAGGGAUGUCCUUGAUUUCGAAAAGUGGAAUGCCAAGCUCUUUAACAGGAUCAGCGCCACUCAGGAAAUGUGA